CAGGGGUCGCCCGCUCCGCCCACAGCCACCCUUCCCCCAGCCCUGGGCCAACCCUGUGCGGCUCCGCAAUAUGGUCCGACCCAGGUCGAGGAGGCGGGGACCUGGAUUUGAAAGGCCGGCCUUUGAGUUGAAGGCGGGAAAAUGGCGGAUUCCUCGGGGCGCGGCGCUGGGAAGCCUUCCUCAGGGGGGCCCAGUACUCCUAGUGGCACCAAGACAAAGGGAAGAAGAACACAAGGUGGAAGAGUGGUUGAGUCCCGAUACUUGCAGUAUGAGAAGAGAACCACCAAAAAGGUUUCUGCAGCAGAUGCAUUAAAGACCAGUGGGAGGAUGCCCGAAGGUGGAAGGAAACCCAGCCUGCUGCAGAAGAGCAAAGAUGGCAGUGGACUCGGCAAAGGUGACCUGCAGUCCACAUUGCUGGAAGGGCAUGGCACGGCCCCGCCUGACCUGGAUCUCUCAGCCAUUAACGAGAAAAGUGUGAUCAGAAAGACUCCACAGUUGGAAAAAACGAUGUCAAAGAAAACUGAGUUGACGUCAUUUUCUGCCUCGAGGAGAAAGAGCCCAGAUCUGGCUGAAGCGAUGGAAAUGAUGGAGUCCCAAACCUUACUCCUGACUCUCCUGACCGUAAAGAUGGAGAACAGUCUUGCUCUGUUCGAAGAGAAGGCAGAAAGGAAUUUAUUAAUAAUGUGCGAAGAGAAGGAGAAGCUACAGAGAGAGGCCCAUGAGCUGAAGCGCCGACUUCUCCUCUGUCAGAGGAAGCGGGAGCUGGAAGCCAUCCUUGACACUCAGAUGGAGACGCUCAGCCCCUACGAGGCCGUGGCCACACGCUUUAUGGAGCAGUACAAGACAUUUGCGAUGGCCCUGGACACCACCAGGCAUGAGCUGCCCGUGCGAUCAGUCCACGUGGACGGAGACGGGCAGCGGUUCUUAGAUGAUUUGCAGCGGGAAUUGACUACCACAUGCCAUCUGCUGGGAGAACUUGGGAUCAGCAGUUCAGAAGAAAAUGGGAAAGUGCUGGACCUGCUGAGUGAACUCAAGGAAUUGACCCAAAAGAAGGAUCUGGAGCUCCGAAGGAGCUUUGCCCAGGUCCUGGAACUUUCUGCUGAGGCAAGUAAAGAGGCAGCCUUAAUCAACCAAGAGGUCUGGGAAGGGGCUCAGGGCCCCUCGGCCCCCACCCAGUGGUAUUUCAAUCAAGAAGGCGCCUGCGGGGGGACUUGGGCCGAGGUGGGGGGCCCGCUUCUCUCAGGCAGCAAAGAGCCGCACUCACAGUGAAUCUACCUGCAGGCUGCACCCCCGCCCGGUGGGGGCCUGCCUGCAGACCAUCGGGGAGGAAGCUCUGCUGUCCCACUGUUCAGGGCACAUAUGCGCCGCAUGGCACUUAUGUGACAUUCUGGAAACUCAAGCACUUUAUAUACUUAAUUUAGUGGUAUAGCUAUUUUUGUUUGAUAAUCUCAUUGGAUGUUUGAAAAAUAAAAGUUUUG
This is a messenger RNA of Equus quagga, 1478 nucleotides long. RefSeq names its product HAUS augmin like complex subunit 8 (gene HAUS8). Bases 142 to 1269 code for a protein of 375 amino acids. NCBI's taxonomy places the organism in Eukaryota, Metazoa, Chordata, Mammalia, Perissodactyla, Equidae. Gene Ontology annotation, biological process: centrosome cycle; spindle assembly. The transcript has 11 exons. Gene Ontology annotation, molecular function: microtubule binding. The record is from RefSeq and is a predicted model, not a curated record. Gene Ontology annotation, cellular component: centrosome; cytoplasm; nuclear microtubule.